This is a messenger RNA of Rosa rugosa (rugosa rose), 1385 nucleotides long. RefSeq names its product MDIS1-interacting receptor like kinase 2-like. NCBI's taxonomy places the organism in Eukaryota, Viridiplantae, Streptophyta, Magnoliopsida, Rosales, Rosaceae. The coding region runs from base 102 to 1385 and encodes 427 amino acids. The transcript has 2 exons. Gene Ontology annotation, molecular function: protein binding; protein kinase activity; ATP binding. The record is from RefSeq and is a predicted model, not a curated record. Gene Ontology annotation, biological process: protein phosphorylation.
GUCAAGUAAUUCCAUUUCAGCUGGGGAAGUUAAUUCAGCUGUCCCAACUAGAUUUGAGUUCUAACGCACUUGAAGGUCAUAUAGCAUCAGAUAUUAGUAAAAUGCAGAGUCUGGAGAUACUUAAUAUAUCCCACAACAAUCUUUCUGGUUUCAUUCCAACAAGUAUGGAAGACAUGCAUGGGCUAACGUAUGUUGACAUAUCCUACAAUCACUUGGAAGGCCCACUUCCCAACAUCAAAGCAUUUCAAGCUGCUCCUCGAGAAGCAUUACAAGGGAACAAAGGCUUGUGUGGCAACACAACAUUUUUGCAACCCUGCACUUCUAGCCAAAAAAAGGACCCUAAACUCAUACUUUUGAUGAUCUUCCUUUUUCUUGGAACAAUUGUACUUCUAGCCUUUAUAUUUGCUUUUGUACCAAAAAGGAAAAAGAAGCAUCAACAUCUAGAAGCAAAAAACAGGGAUGAGGAAAUUUCUUUUUCGAUAUUGAAGUUUGAUGGGAAGACAAUGUAUGAGGAAAUCGUCAGGGCAACAAAAGAUUUUGAUUCUAUGUAUUGCAUAGGGAAGGGAGAACAUGGAACUGUCUACAAAGUAACUUUGUCAAAUGCUAACACAGUAGCUGUGAAGAAACUCCAUCUGUUAUGCGCUGAUGAUGAGAAUCUUCAAAAGGAAUUCUUGAAUGAAAUCAGGGCACUAACUGAGAUGCGACACCGAAAUAUUGUGAAGCUUUAUGGUUUCUGUUCACAUAGGCGACACUCAUUUUUGGUGUAUGAGUAUCUUGAAAAGGAUAGUUUGGCCACAGUGUUGAGCAAAGAUGAGGAAGCUAAAGAACUAGGGUGGAGUAAAAGAGUGAAUAUUCUUAAAGGUGUAGCUCACGCCUUGUGUUACAUGCACCAUGAGUGCUUGCCACCAAUUGUGCACCGGGACAUAUCGAGCAAGAAUAUUUUGCUGGAUUCUGAAUAUGGGGCCUAUGUUUCAGACUUUGGCACCGCUAAGUUCUUAAAUCCAAACUCAGCUAAUUGGACUGCCGUUGCAGGCACUUACGGAUAUGUUGCACCGGAGCUGGCGUAUACAAUGGAAGUAAAUGAGAAGUGUGAUGUUUAUAGCUUUGGAGUGGUGGCAUUGGAGAUAGUUAUAGGAAGACAUCCUGCAGAUCUUCUCUCAUCUCUAUCAUUGGGGUUGUCGUCAUCGUCAACUGCCUUACCAGCCCAUACAAUGCCAGUUGAGGAUGUUUUGGACCAACGCAUUUCCCCUCCAACACAUCAGGUUGUAGGGGAAGUGCUCUCGCUUAUGAAGAUAGCAUUUGCAUGCCUGAGUUCCGGUCCUCAAUCUCGUCCAACAAUGAAACAAGUUUCUCAACAAUUUGAAACAAGUUUCUCAACAAUUUGA